Molecule: messenger RNA, 795 nt
Organism: Psylliodes chrysocephalus
Lineage: Eukaryota; Metazoa; Arthropoda; Insecta; Coleoptera; Chrysomelidae
Source: the annotation of a GenBank genome assembly
AUGCCAAAAAUGCUUGGUCAUACUUUUAAGUCAGUGAAAUUUAAACGUAAAGACAAAGUUCUUUCUCUAGUAGCUGCAAAAUGUAGUGUGAAGAUUGGGUCGAUUCCCGUUAUUAUCAAUCCACUUCUGUUGUUUCAACGCAUAUGCAUUGCAAAAAAAUCUGACGAUGAACUGAAAGAAUACCUACAGUACGAACUUGCGCCUUUUCCGUUUUCAAUGUUCACUGAGGAUGGUAUGCGCAAGGUGGCAAAAUCUUCAUUGUACAAAGCUUAUAUGCCUGUUACACCAGUCAUAGAAGUUGACACAACUAUACAUAUUAUUGACGGUUGCUUUUUGCUGAAUCGUGCAUGUGUGGGGCCGUAUUAUGGGACGAAUACAAUUGUUGCUUUUGAUGGAUAUCCCAAAAGUGGGACAGAAACAAGUACGAAAUCUGCUGAAAGGAACCGCUGCUCGAAGCAGCAUUGCAACACUGAUAUACUCUUCGAUGAAUCCAUGAUUCCAACUGUAUCGCAAGAACAAUUUUUACCGAACAGUUUCAACAAAAAGUGCUUCAUCGCAUUGCUGCAAACAAAGUUGAAAGCUCAUAAUUACAAUGUUAAGCAGGCGAUCAAAGAAGCGGAUUCAUUAAUUGUGCAGACCCCCAUCCAACUUCCUCCCUCUUUUUACUCCAUAUUCGUUAUUGGAGAAAAUGUAGUUAUGCUUGUGUUGUUGACUGCUAAAGCCAGAGAGAUCCCGAAUUUUUAUUUGCGCAAGCCGGGUAGAGGGAAAAAGGAGGAUGUGUUCUAUUCGCUUUAG